Cherax quadricarinatus is the source of this 4844-nucleotide messenger RNA. Lineage: Eukaryota; Metazoa; Arthropoda; Malacostraca; Decapoda; Parastacidae. The record is from RefSeq and is a predicted model, not a curated record.
UGAUUAGCUGAGAUUGUAAAAGCACUAAGUUUCCUCUUGAGUGAGGGAAGAAGAGACAACAGAAGCCGUCCCGAGAUCAACAAGUGGGCGCUUAGUUAGCACUACCAAGUGUUUUAAUCGGGUUUUCUAAGUGAAAAGUGCUUUACUUGUCUGCUUUUGUGAAGAUACACAGGAGCCAACAUGGGGUCAAUCUUCCGUAGUGAAGAGAUGUCCCUGUGUCAGCUCUUCCUCUCCAGUGAAGCAGCAUACAACUGUGUGUCAGAACUUGGAGAGAUAGGUCUGGUGCAGUUCAGAGAUCUUAACCCAGAUGUUAAUGCCUUUCAACGCAAAUUCGUACACGAAGUACGCCGCUGCGAUGAAAUGGAAAGACAGCUUCGGUACUUGGAAAAAGAAAUGCUGAAGGAUAAUGUUCACAUUGUGGAUACUGGAGAAAACCCUGAGGCGCCUCAGCCACGGGAGAUGGUUGAUUUAGAGGCCACAUUUGAGAAGUUAGAAAACGAGCUGAGGGAAGUCAAUGCCAAUGCUGUAACUCUGAAGAAGAAUUCACUUGAACUGACUGAACUAAAACACGUCUUGAAUGCCACCAAACUCUUCUUUACAGAGCACGAGGGACCUUCUUCCCUCCGUCUCGAACAGAGGGAUGCUGAGCCCAACAGCAGCAUCACGCAGAACCUCCUGCCUGCUGAGGAAGGCAAAGGACCUGUCCAGCUUGGGUUUGUUGCUGGUGUGACAAGACGGGAGCGUAUGCCCAUGUUUGAGCGCAUGUUGUGGCGGGUGUGCCGUGGAAAUGUCUUUGUUCGCCAAGCUGAGAUUCUGGAACCUCUGGAAGAUCCUGUCACUGAAGAAGAGGUACACAAGGUCGUCUUCCUAAUCUUCUUCCAAGGUGAGAAGUUGAAGAAUAAAGUGAAGAAGAUAUGUGAUGGCUGUCGUGCCACCACAUACCCAUGUCCAGAGUCACAACAAGAACGUCAAGAAAUGGGACAAGGUGUCAGGGGAAGACUUGAUGACCUUACAGUAGUGCUGAAUCAGACAACUGACCAUCGGCAUCGAGUAUUGGCUGCUGCUGCCAAACACUUGCGUACAUGGUUCAUUAAGGUGCGGAAGAUUAAGGCCAUUUAUCACGCCCUCAACAUGUUGAACCUGGAUGUGACAAACAAGUGCCUCAUUGCUGAAUGUUGGAUCCCAGUUUCUGACCUGGGCCGUAUUCAGGACGGUCUCCGUAAAGGAACAGAGAAAUCGGGGAGUUCGGUGCAGCCCAUUCUGAACACCAUAAAACCCACCAUGAUGCCACCAACCUUCCAUAGAACCAACAAGUUCACUAAUGGCUUCCAGGCCCUGGUUAAUGCCUAUGGUGUAGCAACCUACCGGGAAAUAAACCCAGCGCUGUACACAACAACAAGCUUCCCAUUCUUGUUUGCUGUGAUGUUUGGUGAUGCUGGCCAUGGACUGAUUAUGCUGUUGUUUGCCCUAUGGAUGGUUUUGAGAGAGAAGGCCCUUAUAGCUUCCAAGAUGAGCGGUGAGAUCUGGAAUAUUUUCUUCGGCGGGCGCUAUAUCCUGCUAAUGAUGGGUUUUUUCUCCGUCUACACUGGCAUCAUCUACAACGACAUAUUCUCAAAGUCAUUCAAUAUAUUUGGAUCGUCUUGGCACAUGGGUGAAAAUGCUACAGUCCAUUACCUAUCAUAUGUGGAAGAGGUCACUCUGAAUCCACUGUAUGAGAAGGAAUACGAUCAGACACCGUAUCCAUUUGGAUUUGACCCCAUAUGGCAGAUUGCAGUGAAUAAGAUUGCCUUCCAGAACAGCUAUAAAAUGAAAAUUUCUAUCAUCAUCGGAGUUGUGCAAAUGAUCUUUGGGGUUAUGCUUUCUCUUGUGAAUCACCUUUUCUUCAGGAACUACGUGAGUCUGGUGUUUGAGUUCAUCCCUCAGAUUAUCUUCCUGAUUGGUCUCUUUGGCUACCUUUGCAUCUUGAUAUUUCACAAGUGGAUACAUUAUGGAUGUGGGCCGGCUUUUGAUUUUAUCCAUAAAGCUGGCUGUGCCCCAGCUGUCCUCAUCACAUUCAUCAACAUGGUUUUAUUUAAAAAAGAUGAACCUCCUGUGUCCUGUGAGCUUUGGAUGUUUGACGGACAGUACAUAAUACAGAUGGUACUUGUGAUAGUGUGUGUCAUCUGUGUUCCUCUUAUGCUCUUCCCUAAGCCGCUGAUACUCAACAGCCGACACAAAGCCAGAAAGGCACAUCACGAUCAGGUCGAAUUGAUGAGUGAUACAUCUCACGCCCAUGGCACAGAAGAGGAAUUUGAGCUGAGUGAAGUAUUCAUCGAACAAGCUAUUCACACCAUUGAAUAUGUAUUGGGGUCUGUAUCCCAUACAGCUUCUUAUCUCCGGCUCUGGGCUUUAUCGCUGGCUCACGGUCAACUUUCCGAAGUAUUAUGGAAUAUGGUUUUAAAAAUUGGACUUUCUCAGACGUCAUUACUGGGAAGCAUAAUGCUGUACUUCUUGUUCGCUGCAUGGGCUGCACUCACCAUCAGUAUCCUGGUGCUCAUGGAGGGACUGUCAGCCUUCCUUCACACACUCCGUCUUCACUGGGUGGAGUUCCAGUCGAAGUUCUACAAAGGCGAAGGUUAUGCCUUUACCCCAUUGACUUUCAAGCACAUUAUCAGUGGGGACGAAGAGGAAGGUUAAAUGGGCACUCACUGAUCAAAUAUACAUUUUUUUUUUUAACACACCAGCUGUCUACCAGAAAGGCAGGGUGACCCAAAAAUGAAGAAACAGUUUUGCCAUCAUUCACUCCAUAACUGUCUUGCCAGAGGCAUGGAAAUGCACAUGUUGAAAAUAAUUAUUAUCCCCUUCAGGUGAAAAUAGUAAUUUUAAUAAUUGGAAAAAGUUUUAUGAAAAAAUUUAUUUUUCAACUUGUAUCAUUUUUAGAUGUACAUGUAUAUAACAAAAAUUACUGUGGUAGCUUAUUUUAAUGUUAUUAAAAUUUAUUUUAAGAUUGAUAGCAAUUACCAUUCAUCUUAAUUUAAAAUUGUAGUCUGUGUAUUUAAUAUAUUCAUUAUUUUGUACUCGCCUAUUUAUGGUUGCAGAGAUCAAGUCACAGUUUGUGUGAAUAUAUGUACAUGUAUAUAGAGGAGGGCCCCAUUUUUAUGGCUAUUAGGUUCCUGACUACAAGCGAUAAAUAAAAAUAACCAGCAUGUGGAAAAGAUCAUUUUUGAAUAUCAUCUGCAUCUAGAACUCCUGAUAACACGUUUAUAUUAUCAUGUAUUCAGUGCUCAAUACAGCUAGGCAUAAAAAAAAUAAAAAAGUAAAAUAAAUACACAGUACAUACAAUACUGACCUAAACCCUUUGACUGUUUUCGACGUAUAAAUACGUCUUACGAGCCAAUGUUUCUGACGUAUAUAUACUCAAUAAUUCUAGCGGCUUCAAAUCAAGCAGGAGAAAGCUGGUAGGCCCACAUGUGAGAGAAUGGGUCUGUGUGGUCAGUGUGCACCACAUAAAAAAAAUCCUGCAGCACACAUUGCGUAAUGAGAAAAAAAACUGAUCGUUUUUUUGGAAUAAAACGCUGACUUUGAGGUGUAUUUUCGUAUAGUAUUUAUCGUUGUAUUCGCGUUUUCAUGGUCUUAGGUGAUAAAAUGGAAAACAUAUUACAGAAAUAGAGAUGAUUUUCAUUACUUUGAUGAUGAAAACGACCUUGAAACUGAGCUCAAAGUAGCGGAAAUGUUCGAUUUUUACCAAUGUUCAGGAGUAAAUAAAUCACGCCACACGUCCAAUACACGUCAACUGGGGAGUCUAAUAUUCUUUCACUAGUGCACUGAUAUUAUUUAUACCAUUUUUACAAUAAUGCAGUAGUCUGCAUAACAGUAAAUUUUGUAUUUUUUUGUAUGAGUAAAAAAUAAAAAUAGAAAGCAAUAAUAAUAUAAGAGGGGCCUAGAGAUGUGACUAAUGAACAGAGCAUAUGUUAUUUUAGUGCCACGAAUGUCUACCUUGUUUAUUCUGGACCCUAUUUUGAAAUUGGCAUCCUUUUUAGUUUGCAUGAAAUUGGCCAAUUUGCCAAUUUCUGACCACAUAUUGGGUAGUCCAAAUUAGUAAAUGGGAGGUUUCUUGUACUCAGCUGAUAGAUAAAAUGGAGUUCUAAAGAAAUAGCUAUGAGUUUGGUCAACUGGAACAAUGGAAUUGGCUGAAAAUAGGGCUCAAAGUCGGCGAAAUCGCCGAUACGCAUAUGUCGCCGAGACCGCUAACUUCGUGGGAGCAUAAUUCCAUGAGUUUUCGACCAAAUUUCGAACUUUUGGUGUCAUUACCAUCGGGAAAAGAUUCUCUAUCAUUUCAUAAGAAAAAAUAAUUUUUUUUUUUUUUUUUCAAAAAUUGAGCGACAUAGAAUGACAGUUUCAGAGAGGGGCCUGAAACAGUCAAAGGGUUAAAUCAUAUUGCCGGUCGAGCUUCGCUCAUGCAACUGUUGUGCAGAAAAGCGGUAAAAGCACCAAACAAACAAUGACUCGGUUGAAAAACCAUUGAAAACAUGAAAUGUUGCAAAGGAUGCCGAAUACACGGAGCCCUCCUGUACAUAUAUAUGUAUAUACACAGAGUUUAUGUAAUAUCACAUAUAUACACAUUUAUAUUUGUAGUUUCUGUGAAUAAAUUUAUCACAGUAGAACAAUGUUGUGGUUGUGAUUGUUAGUUUGGUUAGAUAAGUGAUGUUAGAGUCUCUGUUGUAGUACACUUGAGACUCCAACUCACUUAACUGUCCACUUAUGUAUUUGUGGUGUAUACAGUAGGAUCCCUGUAUCCUUGGGGGAUAUCUUCCAGGACCUACCGUGGAUACCAGAAACCAUGGCUAGUAUUGAACCCUAUAUGU